GGGAUUCCGGUUUUUCCAGUCGGCUCCUUCUGGUUUAAAGCCCGGCAGAUCUGAAUCCUCCUCACUCUCUCUUCAGCUUCAGCAGCAGCAGCAGCAGCAGCAGCAGCAGCAGAUCCGCGGAAAUGGCUUCCAACACUGUAACGAUGGGCCACCUGCCCAGCGGCGUGGGGGUUUGCACCACCAUUCCGGACAUCCUCUACGUGCCUGAACUGAUCUUCGGAGGCCUGGUGUGGAUCCUGGUGGCGUGCACGUACGUGGUACCGCACAACCCUCAGGGCUGGGUCAUGUUUGUCUCAGUCUUCUGCUUCGUCAUGACCUUCAUCUGGUUGGUGGUGUUCGCCUGCGGUUCCCACGGCAACUCCAGUGGCUGGGCAGCUGCAGACUUUAUCUAUCACCUCAUUGCCGUCGUCUUCUACCUCAGCGCCUCAGUUGCUCUGGCUAAAGUGACCAUGGACUUCAAAUCCGAUCCCUUCACUAAAGACUACAAGCUGGAUAUCUCUGCGGUUGUUUUCUCGUAUGUGACAACUCUGCUCUACUUCGUCCACACGAUACUGUCGGCUAUUCGAUGGAAAUCUUUCUAAACUCCUGACGCGACCUCACGAGAAGUGAAAGGACAGAACUGACUUUUUAUCGCUGAACAUGAAACUGUGGCCUGCUGGAUGAUGGGGACGCUGGGAGUGAUGGAGGCCACCAGUUUACAGUUUCUGUGUGGAAACCUUGAAGCUGCAUCUGGUUUAUUGCAGCUUCUCAGCUUGGAGAUGAACAAGCACCCAGCUGGUUCCACACAAUUACUUUAUGAACAUAAACCGACUCAUUUAAACAGAUGUGACCAUUACUGUAACCCAAUUUGUUAAAAUGUUUACUUCAGAACAAUUUACAAAAUAUUUUAAACUUUUGGUAAAAGUUCCCUAAUAGUCAGGUUAAAGUUUUACUAUGAUUGAAUUAUGAGACUUUUUUUUAAUACAGUCUAGAAAUAUGAGUACAUUAGCUUGCUUAAUAACUUUUACCUCAUAAGUAUGUUAAAUAUAAGGUUUGUUACCAGAUAGUGCUUUUUACUGCCUAACAUGUCAAUUCAAAAUUUAUAUAUUUACCUUUUCACUCAUUUUCUCUAAUUAAAACAUGAUAAUUCGAG
Poecilia latipinna (sailfin molly) is the source of this 1132-nucleotide messenger RNA. Its product is annotated as myelin and lymphocyte protein-like. Gene Ontology annotation, biological process: myelination. NCBI's taxonomy places the organism in Eukaryota, Metazoa, Chordata, Actinopteri, Cyprinodontiformes, Poeciliidae. The transcript has 4 exons. Gene Ontology annotation, molecular function: structural constituent of myelin sheath. Gene Ontology annotation, cellular component: membrane. The record is from RefSeq and is a predicted model, not a curated record. The coding region runs from base 123 to 581 and encodes 152 amino acids.